Tigriopus californicus is the source of this 4833-nucleotide messenger RNA. RefSeq names its product ATP-binding cassette sub-family C member 4-like. The record is from RefSeq and is a predicted model, not a curated record. Gene Ontology annotation, cellular component: membrane. Gene Ontology annotation, molecular function: ATP binding; ATP hydrolysis activity; ABC-type transporter activity. Gene Ontology annotation, biological process: transmembrane transport. The transcript has 18 exons. NCBI's taxonomy places the organism in Eukaryota, Metazoa, Arthropoda, Copepoda, Harpacticoida, Harpacticidae.
AGGUCCAGAAGCUUGGCCAUGAAAACGUUGGUCACCUCAAAAUGCCGUACAUAAUAAGGCGAUAAAGCACAUAAUUUUUCGAUCAAGCAUCGUCCAUUUUAGACGAAAUCUGACCACCUGACAAGAACUUAUGCGUCGACACAAAGAUCAGUUAGUUUACAAGAUGCUUGAUGGGAAUUCUGAAUUCUCCUCUCCAACCGAAGGGCCUUCUUUCCACAUUGAUAAUGAGGAGCUAGGUAUUCUACAGGCCCUCGCUUCAGGGAUCGUGACGAGUUUCCCUCUCAAGUUUGAAUGUGACUGACGACAACGUUCCACUGCAUUUGGCGUGUGGCUGCACAUAAUUUACUUUCGCGACUUGCCGGGGAGAGCUUUCUUUUCCAAAUCUCCUCAGUAAGUGAUUGCGAUAGCACUCGAAUGCAUGCAUGGAGGGAGGGACAUUGCAUAAUACCAACAAAACCCGCAACCACUCCACACAACAGCUAUUUGUCAAGAAAAAGGAACUCAUUUAUGUGGUUUUCAUAGUGCAUGAUGGAUUCAGACGACGUUUUUGAACAACCUCGAAAUCCUCGAGAAAAUGCCAACGUCUUAUCGAUAGCAUUUUUCUGGUGGUUGAACCCGUUGAUGUGGUUGGGGCAUAAGAAGAACCUGGAGAUCAAGGAUCUCUACAGAGCCCUGAAGAUCGACCAAUCCGCAGACUUAAGCUCGAGAAUAGAAAAGCAUUGGCAACGAGAAUUGGAUAAGCAAGUGCAAUCCAACAACAAACAUAAACCGUCCCUUCUGCGAGCUGUGAUCCGAACUUUUUAUGGAGAAUUUUGCUUUCUAGGCUUGUUCACGUUUUUUGAAGAAUGUGUAAUCAGAAUCGCUCAACCAAUAUUCUUGAGUUGGUUUGUGGCCUACUUUUCGCCAGGUCAGACCACUGUCUCAAGAAAUGAGGCCUACAUUUAUGGAUCUGGAGUGGUUCUCAUGUCGGCCUUAUACACCUUCACGCAUCAUCCAUAUUUUUUUGGCAUGAUGAAGGUUGGCAUGAGGGUUAGAAUCACGCUUUCAGCCCUUGUUUACCGAAAGGCCUUAAAACUGAGCUCGGCAGCCUUGGGUAAGAGUACCGUGGGCCAAAUGGUCAACCUCUUAGCCAAUGACGUCAAUCGGUUUGAUGGAGCUUGCCUGUUCAUCCAUUACCUCUGGGCCGGUCCAAUUCAAUUGCUCAUUGUGGUCUACUUGACUUGGAACGAGAUGGGCGCUUCGACCAUGGCUGGAGCAGGGAUUGUCCUAAUUUCUGUUCCGUUACAAAGUUGGAUUGGACGGAUGUUCUCCAAGUUGAGAUUGGAGACUGCCAAAAAAACGGAUACGCGGAUUCGAAUCAUGAGCGAAAUCAUUAAUGGUAUCAAAGUGAUCAAAAUGUAUGCGUGGGAGUUCUCGUUUACGAAACUCAUCGAGGCGGCCAGAGAAUCUGAAAUGGACGUGAUUCGGCGAACAGCUUAUUUCCGUGGAUUUAACUUUAGUUUCUUUUUCGUCGCAUCCAAGGUCAUCCUGUUGGCCAUCCUUAUUCCUUACGUCCUGACGGGUCAAAUCAUCAAUGCCGAAAAGGUGUUUCUCACCUUGUCUUUGUACAACACCGUUCGUUUAUCGAUGACGCUUUUUGUUCCCUUUGCCAUUUCAAUGGGGUCUGAAGCAUUGGUGUCCAUUGGAAGAAUUUAGAAAUUUUUGUUGAUGGAGGAACGGGACACCACAUGUAUGGCAUGUGUCCACGAAGAGUCCUCGUCAAAAACCAAGCCGAUUUCUUUGGAUAUAUGUGGAUUAAGUGCCGCGUGGACCGAAACGGCUGCUGAUCCCACACUCGAUGACGUUUCAUUUUCAGUCAAAGCUGGGGAGAUAGUGGCCAUUGUUGGAUCCGUCGGGAGUGGAAAGACGUCCAUGCUUCAAGCGGUCCUCGGGGAAAUUCCCAGCAAUCAAGGAAAGAUCAACAUUCGAGGUCGGGUGAGCUAUGCUGCUCAGGAGCCUUGGGUAUUUGCGGGUUCAGUCCGACACAAUAUUCUCUUUGGAGAGAACUACGACGAAAAGCGUUACAUGAAAACUCUGGAAGUAUGUGCCCUUGAGCAUGAUCUGGAACAAUGGGAGUUUGGAGACAAGACUUUGGUGGGUGAGCGUGGGGUGGCCUUGUCGGGUGGACAAAAGGCCAGGGUCAGCUUGGCUCGAGCCAUUUAUCGUGACGCUGACAUCUAUCUCUUGGAUGACCCAUUGUCAGCUGUGGACGCCCAUGUGGGCAAAUUUCUUUUUGAGAAUUGCAUCCAAUCUCACCUGAAGUCCAAGCUGGUGAUCCUGGUCACACAUCAGAUUCAGUUUUUGAAAGAUGCCGACCUGAUUCUUGUGCUUAAAAAAGGCGCCAUUCAGGGUCGCGGCACAUACAAUGAACUGGAAUCGUCCGGCACUGAUUUCACCGAGUUCCUCUCGGAGUCCAAAGAAGAGGAAGAACAAGAGGAAGAGGAGGAGGAAGAGAACUCGCCGUUGAUUGAUGGUGAAAUUCUUAGCCCAAAAGAGCACAGGAACUUGUCCAUUCGAUCCCAUCUUCAACGAAGAAGUCGCGGGUACUCAUUAGGAGGCGAUUCCAUUAUGUCAAUGAUCUCAGGCGUCAGUGAAGACUUGAUGGAAUAUGACCAAGAUAUGAAUGGUGACAAUGAUCGGGAAGAAACAAAGAAGCCAAAGGUUGAAGCUGAAUCCGUUGUUUUGGGUGCGGUGUCAUUGGUAACCUAUUGGUCGUACUUUCGUGCUGGAGCGAGUGUUUUCAUCUUAAUUUGUGUUUUGAGUCUGAAUAUUGGCGUCGAAGUUUUAUUUACCGCCACUGACGUUUGGCUUGGCAAAUGGGCCAAUCAAGAGGAGCAACAGAUGGAGCAUUCUGUCUUGUCGUCAAAUAAUUCCAUGAAUUCUACAGACGUGUUUACUUAUGAAGAGAUCAGCCAAUCCAACCAAACCAACCUCUACAUUUUUGGGGCCAUGACCUUGUCCUUGGUUGUGGCAUCGCUGAUUCGCACAAUCCAUUUCUUACUUGUGUGCAAGAACUCGUCCACCCAACUUCACCAUUCAAUGUUCAAGCGGAUUAUCAGAGCACCAUCCAGAUUCUUUGAUGUUAAUCCCGUUGGAAGAGUUCUUAACAGAUUUUCCAAGGAUAUGGGAUCCAUUGAUGAAUUGUUACCCCCUGUUUUCAUAGACGUCAUAACGAUCUUUUUGACCAUCGCCGGAAUUGUUGCCGUUGUUGUUUGGUAUCAGCCAAUAGUGUUCCUUCCAACUUGCAUCAUGGCCAUACUUUUCACAUUCCUCCGUAAAUUCUAUCUUUCCUCUUCUCGAGCCAUCAAGAGAGCGGAGGGUGUGGCCAAAUCUCCCAUUUUUUCGCAACUCUCCUCCACUUUGGGCGGAUUAACCUCCAUUCGGGCCUAUAGAGCCGAGCAUAUUUUAGUAAAAGAGUUUGACCGCAUCCAAGAUAUCCACACCUCAGCUUGGUAUUCGUUUUUGGCAACAACACGUUGGUUUGGUCUGUGGCUGGAUUGGUUGGUGGUGGUGUACUUAGCUUGUUGCGUCUCCAGUUUUCUUUUCAUGAACGGAUCCUCUCAGAGUGGAGACGUGGGCGUGGUGCUAACUUCGUGUAUUAUGCUCACUGGUAUGCUUCAAUGGGGAAUGCGGCAAACAGCUGAGAUGGAGAAUCUCAUGACCUCAACAGAGCGGGUUCUGGAGUAUGGAAAGAUCCAAUCUGAGGCCGAACUCAAAACUGAGCACCCUCCCCCAGGUUAUUACGAGGAGUCCUGGCCUGCAACUGGAGUGGUCCAAUGUAUUGAUGUGUGUCUUCAGUAUGGAGAGGGCGAAAAGAUGGUUCUCAAAGGAGUGGAUUUUCAAACCAAGCCCCGAGAGAAGAUUGGGAUAGUGGGAAGGACGGGGGCGGGCAAAUCUUCCCUGAUUGGAGCUCUAUUCCGUUUGACCGAACCUACCGGACAAAUCAUUCUAGACGGAGUCAAUAUUCAGCAACUCGGGCUCCACGCUCUGAGGAAGAAAAUAUCAAUCAUUCCUCAAGACCCGUUGGUUUUCACGGGCUCCCUUCGAAAAAACCUGGAUCCUUUCGACGAGUAUGAGGACCACCAGAUUUGGCAAGCACUGGAACAGGUCCAUUUGAACCAAGCGGUUAAGCUCAUGUCCCAUGGGUUAGAAACGGAAAUGAGCGAAGGUGGCUCUAAUCUCUCCGCUGGUCAACGACAACUCAUCUGUUUGGCACGGGCCAUCUUGAGGCAUAACAAAAUCUUGGUCUUGGAUGAAGCCACAGCAAACGUUGAUCCCAGAACUGACAUGCUCAUUCAAGAGACAAUCCGUACUCGAUUUGCUGACUGCACCGUUCUCACAAUAGCACAUCGACUUCAUACUGUUAUGGACUCAGACAGGAUAUUGGUCAUGUCCGAUGGAAAAGUUGCGGAAUUCAAUACUCCUUAUGAGCUGCUUCAAGAUCAGCACAGCGUUUUGUCCGAACUUGUUGCUAACGUCAGCUUGGCAUCUCAAUUGAAGUUAAGGAGGAUUGCACGAGAAGCCUUUGUGCGGCAAAAGAACCAAGGUCUGGCAGAGCCUAAGAGCACCAAUAACCUGCAGAACGGUUCUUUGGUUAGCAAUUCCCGGAUUCAAAUAAUGAUCGAGGACGACGAGAAAACGAUCACUAAACUGUGAGGCUUAUGGCUAUUUCUAGAAUCAAAUCAGAUCAACUAAGACACAUGUUAGGAUUGAGAAAUUAUGACAGCUAUCCAAAACUGCACGGAACUGCUAAUAUUGCGCAAUAAAACAAAGAAAAAAUGACUCAAUGAAAAA